Molecule: messenger RNA, 1508 nt
Organism: Carlito syrichta (Philippine tarsier)
Lineage: Eukaryota; Metazoa; Chordata; Mammalia; Primates; Tarsiidae
Gene: SLC16A13
Product: solute carrier family 16 member 13
Exons: 4
Coding region: 13-1248 (411 amino acids)
Biological process (GO): transmembrane transport; monocarboxylic acid transport
Molecular function (GO): monocarboxylic acid transmembrane transporter activity
Source: RefSeq, a predicted model, not a curated record
GGCUGGGGAUGGAUGGUAGUGCUGUCAGCGUUCUUCCAGUCGGCAUUGGUGUUCGGAGUGCUCCGCUCCUUUGGCGUCUUUUUCGUGGAGUUUGUGGCGGCGUUUGAGGAGCAGGCAGCGCGCGUCUCCUGGAUCGCCUCCAUAGGAAUCGCGAUGCAGCAGUUUGGAAGCCCGGUAGGCAGUGCCCUGAGCACGAAGUUCGGGCCCAGGCCCGUGGUGAUGACCGGAGGCAUCUUGGCUGCGCUGGGGAUGCUGCUCGCCUCCUUUGCUACCUCCCUGACCCACCUAUACCUCAGUAUUGGACUGCUUUCAGGCUCUGGCUGGGCAUUGACCUUCGCUCCGACCCUGGCCUGCCUGUCCUGUUACUUCUCUCGUCGUCGAUCCCUAGCUACUGGACUAGCACUGACAGGCGUCGGCCUCUCCUCCUUCGCAUUUGCCCCCCUUUUCCAAUGGCUGCUCAGCCAGUAUGCCUGGCGGGGGGCUCUGCUGCUGGUGUCUGCCCUCUCCCUUCACCUCGUGGCCUGUGGUGCUCUCCUCCGCCCACUGUCUCUGGCUGAGGACCUUGCUAUGGGAGGCCCAGGGGCCCAACUCACCUCCCUCCUCCAUCAUGGCCCCUUCUUUCGGUACACCAUUGCCCUCACACUGGUCAACACUGGCUACUUCAUUCCCUAUGUCCACCUGGUGGCCCAUCUCCAGGACCUGGAUUGGGACCCCCUACCUGCUGCCUUCUUACUUUCAGUGGCUGCUAUUUCUGACCUUGUGGGGCGUGUGGCCUCUGGGUGGCUGGGAGAUGCAGUCCCAGGGCCUGUGGCACGACUCCUGAUGCUCUGGACCACCUUGACUGGAGUGUCACUAGCCUUGUUCCCUGUAGCUCGGGCUCCCACAGCCCUGGUGGCUCUGGCUGUGGCUUAUGGCUUUACAUCAGGGGCCCUGACCCCAGUGGCCUUCUCUGUGCUGCCUGAACUAGUAGGGACUGGAAGAAUUUACUGUGGCCUAGGACUGUUGCAGAUGGUAGAGAGCAUCGGGGGUCUACUGGGGGCUCCUCUGUCAGGCUACCUCCGAGAUGUCACAGGCAACUACACGGCUUCUUUUGUGGUGGCUGGGGCAUUCCUUCUUGCAGGAAGUGGAGUUCUCAUCACGCUGCCUCACUUCUGCUUCCUAGCUACUACCUCCAGGCCCCAGGACCCUGUAACAGAGGCAUUGGAUACCAGAGUCCCCCUGCCCAAGGAGGGACUGGAAGAGAACUGAACUCCACAAAGAGGCAGUCAAGCCCAGAAAGCCAGCACCAGGCCCCAUCUUUGUAUCCACAGAAUUGCAGUGCCUUAAAAUUCUUGGUCUGCCUCCCCUCAGAACAGGCCUGGAGCUCCUGCAAUGUGUGUGCUAACCCUUCAUAUUUUGUUUUUUAUUACUCUUCCUUUGCUCCUCCAAUUUUUCUGAAGGAUCCAGGAGUCCCUGCUCCACUGAGCUGUGAAUCAACUGUGAAAAUCAAAGGUUUAUCAUGUUUUAUA